CGGCUAAUCCCCCAAUGGAAUCUCCCAAUUUCUUAAGGACUUCGAUCUCCUGCAACUUUUUUUUUACCGCACGCUGUUCUUGUUUAUAGUCCAGUUGUACCCGAUGUCUGCAGCUAACCUCCAUUCAUAUCUUGAUGCCGAGCGAUGUUUCUUUUGGAAGCAAUUGGGCACGGCUCGGCAGCCAAUUUUUUCUUGACAUUUUCUGUCCAUUUUUUGCAUUUUUUUUCGUUUAGAUUGUACCAAUAGGUUCAAGCAAACCUUUGAUCUGAUAUCUUUGCAAAUAGCCAGACACUCUCUUGAUUUUUAAAGACUUUUUGGAUCGAUACAGGCGCACCUACCUCGCCCAGCUCCGAUCUUGUUGUUGCUUUCCAUAUCGCUUAGGAUUCAAGAAACCCCGAAUCUGUGCUUGGAGCAUCCAUCACCCAGAUUCAGCAUGGAGAGAUUCGGAAAAACCCGGUGAGGAAUCCGAGCUUUACCGCGCAAUCUCCCUCCCGGGUACCGGCCAUUGGAGAUCUCGCGCGGGAGCACGAGCGACCAAGAAAAUGUCGCCGCAGCCGCCCUCCGGCCUCGCCGAGGACAAGGAGAGGGAGACAAAUGUCCUCAUCGAGGCGGCCCCGGAGUCGCCGGCGAAGGCGGCGGAGGACGACGGCCCCGGCAGGCAGCUGUCGCCGGCCGCGUGGCUCCGGAUGCUGGCCAGGGAGCUGCACUGGAGCUUCGUGCUCGGCGUGGUGGCCACCUACGGCGUCAGCCAGGGGCUCGGGGGCGGCAUCAACCGCGUCGCGUCCGACUACUACUGGAAGGACGUGCAGCGGGUGCAGCCGUCGGUGGCGCAGGUGUACCAGGGCAUCACGUCCAUCCCCUGGAUGGUCAAGCCGCUCUGGGGCCUGCUCACCGACGUGCUCCCCGUCGCCGGAUACCGGCGCCGGCCGUACUUUAUUCUUGCAGGCUUCAUCGGAGUUAUUGCAAUGCUUAUAAUCUCUCUCCACAGCAAGCUCCACGCACUGUUCGCCUUGUUGGCAUUGAUGGCCGGAAGUGCUAGUGUGGCAAUAGCUGAUGUUACUAUAGAUGCUUGUGUGGCGGAAAACAGUAUAUUGUACCCUCAUCUUGCUGCUGACAUGAUAAGCUUAAAUGGAUUCUGUUCAUCUGUUGGAGGUCUUAUUGGAUUCUCAAUAAGUGGUUUUCUUGUUCAUGCGAUAGGGGCUCAAGGUGCUCUCGGCCUGUUAACUAUACCCUCCGCCUUGGUCAUUUUAUCUGGAAUGGUGCUAAAGGAGGUCCAUACCCCCAACUUUCCAUACGGGCAGGCUCAUAAGAAGUUUGUAGAAGCAAGUGGAAAAAUGUUAACAACCUUAAAAUGUCCUGAAGUUUGGCGGCCAUGUGUGUACAUGUAUGUGUCACUUGCUUUGAGUGUGGACAUCCAAGAAGGAAUGUUCUACUGGUACACAGACCGAAAGGCAGGGCUGUCUUUUCAUGAGGGAUUUAUUGGCUUUAUGUUCGCAGUUGGGUCAGUUGGUUCUCUUGUCGGGGUUAUACUUUAUCAAAAUAUUCUCAAGGACCACUCAUUUCGCAGCCUGCUUUUUUCGAGCCAGUUGAUGUUAAGCUUGUCAGGAAUGCUGGAUCUGAUCUUGGUUCUUCGUCUAAAUCUGAAAAUGGGGAUACCUGAUUACUACUUCGCUGUGAUUGAUGAGGGGGUCUCCAAAAUGAUUAACCGUGUCAAGUGGAUGCCUCUGCUGGUGCUUAGCUCAAAGCUUUGCCCCACUGGCAUUGAGGGCACAUUCUACGCGUUGCUUAUGUCCAUUGACAAUAUUGGCGGAUUAACUGGACAAUGGGUUGGUGGACUGCUCCUUCAUUUGUUGAGAAUAACAAGAACAGAAUUCAAUAACCUCUGGGCUGCUAUCAUGAUUCGAAAUGUGAUGAGGCUGCUACCACUGGCGCUGUUGUUCUUGGUGCCAAGUAGCGAUCCGAACUCCACUCUUCUUCCAUCUGAUUUGCUGAAUGAGGAUGACGAUGGUGAAGGUGACCGAAUGGAGAAUAUUGAGUUAACCUCGCUUGCUGUGGACAUGGGCUCUUUCCCUGACAAAUCUCCCCAAGAAUGCGGGAAGAACCGGGAGGGCCUUGAUGUAGAGCAGGAUGACGACGGAGUUUCACUGCUUGCCAACAGGGGUUGAUACUGGAUGCAUACGAAGAAUUUUCUUUUGUACACGAGCAAAUAGUUGAAAUUUAGAAAAAAUCUUGACAUUUCAUCAAAGACAUUCAUUAGAUAUCCAUGUCGUUUAAUUCAUUUUACAGUAGGGUAGCAAAGUCUUGUGAGACAUAUACCACACACACUUUGGAGUUUUGUUCUCCAUUUCUCUGAACCUCCACAUGUUACAGCAUUUGAAUCAAGUUUUACCAAGUGUAAAAAUUCUGUCUUCCACAUAAGUUUAUGUUUGCUGUGACAGUUUUGCUGCU
Molecule: messenger RNA, 2448 nt
Organism: Panicum hallii
Lineage: Eukaryota; Viridiplantae; Streptophyta; Magnoliopsida; Poales; Poaceae
Product: probable folate-biopterin transporter 2
Exons: 5
Coding region: 543-2165 (540 amino acids)
Source: RefSeq, a predicted model, not a curated record